UUCGCGGUUGCCAGAAGUCAAGAUGAAGUUUACCGUGUUUGCCUCCCUCUUCGCGUCCGCUGCUGCCUUUGCUCCGGCUCAGCAGGCUGCCCGCACUUCGGUCGCCACGAACAUGGCGUUCGAGAGCGAACUUGGUGCUCAAGCACCGCUUGGAUUCUACGAUCCUCUCGGCCUUGUUGCUGACGGUGACCAGGAAAAGUUCGACCGUCUCCGUUACGUUGAAAUCAAGCACGGACGCAUCUCGAUGCUUGCCGUUGCUGGAUACUUGGCACAGGAAGCCGGAUGGCGCCUCGGCGGAGACAUCGCCCUCGAUGGAACGAAAUUCGCCGAUAUCCCCAAUGGAUUUGCUGCCUUGAGCGCAAUCCCGCAGGCUGGGCUUAUCCAGAUCAUCGCCUUCAUUGGUUUCUUGGAGACCUCUGUCAUGAAAGACAUCACUGGAGGAGAAUUCGUCGGUGACUUCCGUAACGGAUAUAUUGACUUUGGAUGGGACUCCUUCGACCAAGAGACCAAGCUUCGCAAGCGUGCCAUUGAGCUUAACCAGGGACGUGCCGCUCAGAUGGGAAUUCUUGCCCUUAUGGUCCACGAACAGUUGGGAGUCAACAUCCUCCCAGGUGUUUAAUUUACUUGCUGGGUUAGGCCGUUUCUGGAAUAACAUAUUAGAUUCUAACUGGUUCGAAGCAUUGCGUUGCUGUAACAUUCCCGUUCACAAAAAUACAGAACAGUCUAGAAGUUCGCGACGACAU
Messenger RNA from Phaeodactylum tricornutum CCAP 1055/1, 743 nucleotides. It is a transcript of the gene Lhcf2, whose product is annotated as protein fucoxanthin chlorophyll a/c protein. The record is from RefSeq and is a predicted model, not a curated record. Lineage: Eukaryota; Bacillariophyta; Bacillariophyceae; Surirellales; Neidiaceae. Gene Ontology annotation, cellular component: membrane. The coding region runs from base 23 to 619 and encodes 198 amino acids. Gene Ontology annotation, biological process: response to light stimulus; photosynthesis, light harvesting in photosystem I. The transcript has a single exon.